AUGGCUAAUAGUGAAGAAGUUAGUGAUACAAACAAAGAUAGUAAAAUCAAUGUUCCUGAUUCUAAGGACCCUAAACAAGCUAGAGAUGGAAAUAUUUUGUCAGAAAUUAUAAGAAAAACCUUGGAUGUCAAUAAAUAUGCCACGAAGAAAACAAUCGCUCAAGGCCUCCUGGACGUGGCUUUGUUAACUGCAAAUGCGUCACAGUUGAAAUAUAUCCUUCAAGUUGGAGAAAAACAUGAAUUUUAUGCAUUGAUGCUGACUCUCAUAUCAAUAUCGAUAGUACUUCAGAGCCUUAUUUUUACUAAAAAUUUCAUGUUGAUAUCGCUUUUCGUUAUUGACUUUUAUUUUUUUUUUAUUAUUAUUAUUAUUAUUAUUAUUAUUAUUAUUAUUAUUAUUAUUAUUAUUAUUAUUAUUAUUAUUAUUAUUAUAACCCCCUUGAGCCCCAUUUUAUCCAGAUUUUUUUUUUAAAUCAGUAAGCUUUGUCUCCUUAUAGAGCUUGAUUUUUGCCAAAAAUUUCAAAUGGAUAUUAUUGUUCGUUUUUGAGUUAGGAUAUCAUUAAAUAAUUCCCCCUGUAAGUCCCCUUUUUCAUUACACACUUUUUUUCAGGAAAAAAUAGGCCCCUUCUCCGUUUAGAGCUUGAUUUCUAUUAAAAAUGUCAUAUUUAUAUCGCUUCUAUGUUUUUAAUUUCAACACUCCUUAAACCCCCCCCCCCCCCCAUUUUUAAUAAUUUUUUUUUAAGCAAAGCGAUUUCAAGUUAAUAUCAUUUUUCGUUUUUGAGUUUCAACCUCCUGUAAACGACCAUUUUCCCUAAACAUUUUUUUUUUUUUUUAGAAAAAAAUAGCCUUUUUCUCCGUUUAGUGCUUCAUUUUUACUAAAAAUUUCAUAUUUAUAUCUCUUUUAUGUUUCUAUUUUUUUUUUUAAUUUCAACAUCCCUCAAACCCCCCUAUUUUUAAUCAUUUUUUUUUUUUCAAAAGCAAAGAGUUUUUCAUUUUAUAGAGGUUGAUUGUUGCUAACGAUUUCAAGUUAAUAUCCGUUAAUAUCCGUUUUUGAAUUAAUUUUUUUUUUAAUUUUAACCCCCUUAACCCUCAAAUUUAAUUAGAUUUUUUCAAAAUCAGUAGGCUUCAUCCCCUUAUAGAGCUAGAUUUCUGCUAAAAAUUUCAAAUUGAUUUUAUUUUCGUUUUUGAGUUAUUAUAUUUUUAAAUAUUUCAACCCCCCUCAACCCCCAUUUUUAUUUAAAUUUUUACAAAAUCAGUAGGCUUUGUUUUCUUAUAGAGCUUGAUUUUUCGUGAAAUUUUAUGACUUUUGAAUUAUCGUGCGGAGAAAAAACGUGACAUCGGACGGACGGACAAAGUAAACCUAAUACUCUUCACAUGCUAAUGUGUGAUUUGUGUGAAGAAUAUAAUGUUUCAAAGAUUCCUGAAAGUUUUAGCCUUGUAAAAACAAGUUAAUUUAAUUUUUAAUUAAAUUUUUGACAUAUUCAAAAAUUCAACUGGUAUUAAAUUAAAAAUCUAUAAAUUUUCAGCAUACAAUUUAACACAUUACUACUUUAGCUCGUAGACUUAAACCUUAUAAACCCCAUGUGUCCCAGACUGGCUCACAUUAUAGGUUUAUUGCAGACCUAUUUGAUAACAUAAAGGUACGUUUACAUCUGACAUUUAUUGCAUGAUAUUUAUGUCUGACAGUUGUUUAGUCCAGUGUAAACACUCAAAAAUAUAUGUCCGAGAGAAAUUUUUGUGUGUUUACACUCUACUAAACAACUGUCAGACAUAAAUCUCAUGCAAUAAAUGUCAGAUGUAAAUGUACCUUUAGGCAUGCAGAUUCUACGUUUUUUUAUGGUAAAUAAGAGAACUCAGGACGGUAAAUAUAAAUCUAUCUUAGUUCAGUAAACCUAUGUGAUUCAAAUUUUGGAGGUUAGAGGCUUUGUUUACGGCAUUGCUUUUAUGACCAUUAUGUGUUUUUUUGUUGCCUACACAUCUAUUACUAAGAAAUAUAAUAAACCUUCACACGCUGAAAGAGAAAGAUGGGGUUUCUGUUAUUUUAAAAAUUUUGAAACCGUUUGUAAUCGUCCCUAUGUUUUAUUAAAUUUUGACUGCACCCGAAGAUGGAAAAUUUUUCUUAAACACAUGUAGUGCUGUGCUAAACGAUUGAAAAUAAAAACAUGACCGAAUAAAUCAAGGAAAUUUUUAUUUGUAUAAUAAAAUAAAUUAAUCAUACGACCAUAAUAUCUAAUAUUCGUUGUAAUAAUAUUAUUUGAGCAUUAUCAUGUAUGUGACACAAUCUAGUACAUAUGGUCUCGACUAGAAGCAAUCAGGAAAAAUUUUAUGUAAUAGACCAUGUUUACCUGAUGUCUACACAGGUUUUUUUUUGUUUAAAAUGUCAGAAAAUCAAGACGCCAUAUGGUUAACAAAACUAACAUAGUUUUGAUUUCAAUAUUAGAUAAAAAAUUUAGUCUCAAAUGAAAAGAAUGUUUUUAUAUCGUGGGGGCUUAAUGUGCUAAUUUACCGGAAAAACGAUAGGACAAAAUGUGAAUAUUGUUAGAAUAAAACUAAACAUAUAUAGUUAAAUAAGAAAUAAAAACGGAUAAAGGUACAGAGAUUCGAUUGCACAAUCACUUGCUUCAGUUACUUUCAGUUGCUAACGACUUAUCCAUUAGACCACAUUCGCUCGAUGCUUUUAAAUGCGAAACUUGUAUAAUAUGUAUAAUAUAUUAUUUUAUUGUAUCAUUUGACAGCGAACUAAUCAAACGCAAUUUUCUAGGACUCGUUCGCUCUGACACACAUGGAUUUUUCAAAGACCUACUUCCGAAACCUUUAUGUAGAUUACUCAUUAUUUAAUUCUUAAAGAAAACUGACAUACAUAUAAUUGUAAUUUGUUAUUAUAGUAUGUUCCAAGAAGAAAAGUACUGCUUUGUUACAGUGGUAUGAGCGAAAGUGUCGUCAUAAUUUGCGCCAUUUUGAAAAUGUGAUAAUCAAUGGCGUAAUGAUUUAAUUUUUGUAGAUUAACAAAAUGUUAUUUUGUAAAAUAGUUUUUUUAUAUAUUUGAUAAAUAUAUAUAGAAAGCUUGAAAUCUGAAUAUAUACUUACAGGUGUUUGUCAAGAUGUUUCAUUACAGAAAUAAUUGUCAAAUUCAAAUUAUUAGGUACUUAUCAACUUUAGUAUUCAUAAUUCAUAAUCCAUAUAUUAACAUUUUUGGAAUAUCCUCGGUAAACUAGUUUCAAUAAAGAAUCAUAUCUACUUAGGCCUUAGUAUGUGAAGUAAUUCAUUGAUUUUGAAUUCAAAAUAAAUUAAAAAUUUCAUUUUUUUUACUAUGAACAUCUCUUACAUCAAAACCGUUAAAAAUUGAACAUUAAUCACCAUCAAAAUCACCAAUAAUUUUAUUAUUAAAUUGAGAACAAAGCUAUUAUUUUUUAACUAAUACCAAUAAAUCUAUAAAAACAAACUCGCAUUAAUUAGUUGAUCAUCCUGUAUAUUAAAGUAUAAAUUCUUAUGUAUAGAUCGAUCUAACUAAA
Psylliodes chrysocephalus is the source of this 3508-nucleotide messenger RNA. Lineage: Eukaryota; Metazoa; Arthropoda; Insecta; Coleoptera; Chrysomelidae. The record is from the annotation of a GenBank genome assembly.